UGCAAACGAUCAGUUCAACUUAGAGAGCCGAAAGCGAAGAAUGUCUAACGCAAUUGUAAUAUUCUCAACAAUAAUUUUUAAUAUCUGCGAACCUCAAAUUUGUUUUGAGGCACAAAAUAAGUCCUACGUAAGCAACGGCUUCAAUGAGAUAAUACUAGACAGCUGUGAAGCAAAUGUGGUUCAAGACAUAUUGACAACGAGUAGCUACUGCUAUCAGGUACCAUCUUCGCAGGAUGAUUCUAAACAUUCUCAGGAAUCCAUUUGCAAUAUGAACAGUGUCGAGGAAACAUACAACGAAAUUGAAAGCGAGGAAAUAAGUGAAGAGAAAAAGGAAGGUGAUGGCGGUGCUUUUCUGCUUUUGAUAUUAUUUGCAUUUAUUCUCGGUGCUGUUUCCGAAAAUGAAAGUGGACACAAAGGGUAUAGGCGAGUUUAUAAAAGAACUCGUUACAAUAAGCAAAGAUACAUGUAAAUUAAUAAAUAUGAUAUGGAUAUAAGAGAUAAAAGCACUCAGCUGACGAUUUUAACCGAAAGUUGUUUCUUCCAAAUUAUAAGUAAUUUUAUUAUGAUGAAGCGAUAAUAAAAAGCAGAAAUAAAUCAA
Bactrocera tryoni is the source of this 598-nucleotide messenger RNA. RefSeq lists its product as uncharacterized. The transcript is spliced from 2 exons. The record is from RefSeq and is a predicted model, not a curated record. Lineage: Eukaryota; Metazoa; Arthropoda; Insecta; Diptera; Tephritidae. The coding region runs from base 41 to 469 and encodes 142 amino acids.